GAAAGUGAUCGUUUACAAAGGAGCGUAGAGUUCACGUACCUUGAAACACUUGUGAAACAUCUUAAGAUUCAAUGUUGUUUGAUAGAAAAGAAAAAACAUAUAAAAGUGAAAUAAAUAUUCGUCACCACGUUAUAUCUCAUAUAUUUUUUGUAUUCGAAUUAUUAGAUAAUAUAAUACGUAGAUUACUUUCAAUUAUAUCACGUGUUUCGUCUAACUUUAUAAUCAUGUUCCCCGAUUGUGAAAUGUGACAUAGUAUGAAAUCUCAAUCGAUUAUUCAAAUAUUCGAUUCACUUGUGCAUACUCGAACAUUCGGAACUAUCAUAAACACACGAUGAACAAGAAGAAAGUGAAAAAAGAUUCAAUGAAGAAGAAAUCGGAUGAAACUUGUCAACAGAUGGAAUCUAUCUCUUCUAGUUGUGUCACUGAAAAUGAUAAUUCAACUAAUAAUUUUGAAGCACACGAACUUUGGAUUAAUGAAACGAAAGAAUCUGUUGAAACGAAUACGAAAUCUCAAUUAAGAAGAAUUAUAAAACGUAGAAAUAAAAUAUAUCAGAGAGUGCAAAAAAAAAUGAAUAUGAUAAAAAAUGUAACGUUACAUAUCGAUUUUUUGGAGGAAGGAAAGACAGACUCAGAAAAAACUGUCAAUCACGAAGAUCUUUGUAUAUUAACAAUUGAUUUAUUAAAUGAACUUUUGUUGUUAGCCAAAAAAAUUAGUCCGGAUUUAUUAUUUUUUAUAAUCAAAUACAUUAUGAAAAUGAAGAAUAUAACGAAAGAAAGUGCAUCUAGUCCAAAGAAGCGUCACAAGAAUCCACAGCCCAAGAAUGCAGUAUGUGCUCUAAAUGAAUUAAAAAGUGGUGCAGUGUAUAAGGUUGUUGACCAAACUGGCCCCACACAUGCUCCAAUAUUUACAAUAGCAGUACAAAUUGAUGGUCAAACUUAUGAAGGCAAAGGACGUACUAAGAAAAUGGCAAAACAUGCUGCUGCUGAACUUGCGCUAAGAAAUAUUGUUCAGUUUAGAAAUACACCAGAAGUUCAUCAAGCUAUUAACACUUGUCAACCUUCUAUUCCCCUUGAACCAGAUUUUACGAGUGAUGUUACGGAACGCGAUAAUCAUCUAGUCAAUGCUUUUAAAACUUUAAGUCAAGAACCAAAGAACACGAAUAAAUUUUUAGAAAAAGGUCCUGUAGCGCUUAUUAAUGAAUUAUAUCCUGGUGUAGUAUAUAAAUGUGUUUCUGACAAUGGUGAAAGCUAUGCAAAAUUUACAAUAUCGGUGACAAUUGAUGGAGAAACAUUUGAGGGAACUGGACCAAGUAAAAAAUUAGCAAAAGCUGCGGCUAGUAAAGCAGCAUUAGCUAAAUUAAGGAACGUUCACAGUUCCUCGUUCUGUAUACCGCUUCCGGUUCGCGUUUUGCCAAACUUUCCCAGUAGUGGCCACUGGCAAGAUCAAAUGUCUUUACCUCAAAUGUUAGCUGAUAAAAUUGGGAAAAUGGUGAAUCAAAAAUUUAGCGAAUUAAUUCAAUCAAAACCGCAACAUGCUCGUCGUAAAGUUUUAGCUGGAAUUGUUCAAACUAAAGGUUCAGAUGCGGAAUUAAUAUGUGUAACAACUGGUACAAAAUGUGUCUCGGGAGAACAUCUGAGUGUCAGCGGUGGUGCAUUGAAUGAUUGUCAUGCCGAAGUGGUAGCGAGAAGAUGUUUAUGCGAAUAUUUGUAUAAACAAUUGGAGCUUCAUACGGAGGACCGAACUGCGGAAUCUAUUUUAGAACCAGCAAAAAAAGGAUUUAAACUAAAACAAGGCAUUCAGUUUCAUUUGUACAUAAAUACCGCACCAUGUGGUGAUGCAAGAAUCUUUUCACCUCACGAAGAGAAUGAAUCCGUCGAUAAACAUCCAAAUCGAAGAGCAAGAGGUCAAUUGCGAACUAAAAUAGAAUCCGGAGAAGGUACCAUUCCCGUAAAAAGCAGCGAGGGUAUCCAAACAUGGGAUGGUGUGCUUAUGGGCCAAAGACUGCUGACGAUGUCGUGUUCGGACAAAAUAGCUCGGUGGAACGUACUUGGUGUGCAAGGUGCACUCUUGAGCUACUUCAUCGAGCCAAUUUACUUCCACAGCAUCGUUCUUGGCAGUCUAUUGAACCCAAGCCAUAUGUAUAGGGCGGUCUGCGGACGUAUUGAAAAUACGAUCCAAGGAUUACCGCCUCCAUACAGACUCAAUAAACCACUUAUGAGUCUUAUUACUUCGUCAGAGGUGAGACAACCUGGAAAAGCACCUAAUUACAGCGUUAAUUGGACAAUCGGUCAAUCAGAAGCUGAAGUAAUAAAUUGUACUACUGGAAAAGACGAAUUAGGAAAACCUUCUAGAAUAUCAAAACAAGGGCUGUUCAGAAGAUUUUACAACUUAUUAGGUAAACUUAAUACUAUUGAAGAUGCUGAUAAAAAUCAGUGUCGUCAUUAUUUAGAUGCAAAAUCUUCCGUACAGAAUUACUCGGUAAGUCGAAAUAUUUUUGUUAUAUAUCAGUGCGAAUUGCGUUCAUCACUAUUUCGUUCGAUUUUCUCUACAACAGCUUGCCAAGCAUCAGUUGAAGGAAGCUUUCGUAAAGGCACAUCUAGGCAGUUGGGUUAAGAAACCAAUCGAACAAGAUAUGUUUGAAGUUGAUAUCUGACUAAAUCAGGGUAACGAUAAGAUCUCAGCAGAUGAUACAGUUUUUCGGCUAUCAAACUACGUAGUUCCUACUGCAAACUAGACCACUCGUUCAGCGUGUUAUGAUAUGGCAGAAUGCGGCAUCAGUAAAGCAUAAAUCGUAGGUUCUCAUACAUGUCUGGUGAUUUUGGUUAUACGAUUCUGUCGUAUAUAUCGUGUGUUCAGAGUGUAAAAAAAAAAAAAAAAAACACGAGCCCUUGUUGGUUACUGGUUAUCUUGUCUUCGAGCCGUCGAAGGUUUCACGAUUCGAUAGUUGCUCAGUUUAGAUAUAGGAUUAUCAUAACUUUCGAUACUUCGAAUUAUAAUCUUAAUCAUUAGUGUGAUGUCAAUUUCGACAAAUUUUAUAGACUGGUAGAUGUAUAAAAAAUAAUAAAUUUUAUUUCGCAACACGAAUCAGGCAAAGAAAGAUUACACGUUGUGAAUUUACUAUUUGCGUAUAUAUUGAAUUCGAUCAAUUUUAAUAUUUGACACAUAUCUGAAAAUCAGUUUUAUUAUCGGAAAUUUUUAAAGCGGAUAUUUAAUAAUGGGAAAAAAGUAAAUACCUCUUGGUAAUUACUCUAAAUUAUUCGUAAAGAGAGGGAAAAAAAAUUUAAAUUGACACAAAACAUCUCGGGUUUUUAUUCGUGCCUGCAAUAUUUUCUAGGCUUUAGAAGUAACAGUGAUAUAUAACGUGCAUCAAGUUACAUCCCUAAAGGCUGUGACCGAGUAUAGAAUUGUUAACGCAAAUUAAAUACUUUGUUGCGAAGUUCAACGAAAUAAGACAGGAAUCGAUUCCUUGUCGGCGCAUUAAAUUUCUUUCGUAUCUAUUUUCGUUUAAAUCCUUCAUUUUCUUUUAAAAAGGGGUAGCAUUGGAUUAUUUUUUAUAAUAAUAAUAAUAAUAACAAUAAUAAUAAUAAUAAGAAUAAUAAUAAUAAUAAUAAUCGUCGACAAAGAAUCGGCCCUCGACAGUUCGACGUUGUUAUUAUUGGUUUUUAUAGGGAACAAAUGAUAGAGGAACUGUGUGAUUAAGAAUUAGCGUGAAAGUAUGGAUGAAUUAUAUGGUGAGUGUAGAAAUAUAUUAAUACAUUAAUAAUAGUUUAGAGAAUCCUAAGAUCAUUGCCUCACUGUGCCAGUAUUAUACACUUAAUGCGAUUCUGCCGUAAUGACACACUGCCCGGUGUCGGUCCAGUUUUGCAUGAGAAACUCGACAGAUGUACAAAUUAAUUUCGUUGCAGUAUUUCCUACUAGUAUUAGAAGCAAUCAAACUUCAAAAAAAAAAAAAAAAAAAAAAAAUAUACAUAUAUGAUAGCAUUAUUGAAUUUUAUUUAUUAUAAGAAAUUAUUAAGAUUUAUUUGACGAUAUUGUAUAUCGUUAUAUUUCCGUUUCAUUCCUUUUUUUUUAAACAAUGAUUCCAUCGGUGUAAAAAUAUUUAGUAACAAGUCGGAACCAAACGUAAUAUAAUGCCAAAGAUAAGCUAAUUUAACCGAUGUUCGCUUAUUUUUAAUAAAUUUUAUUAUUAUUGUUUAAUGUAAUUUUUAUAAUUCUUUAUAUUGACAUGUAAUGUCACCAACGAUUAAUUGUGUUCUUGGCGCUUUAUGUAUAAAAGAACAAAUUUUAUGAAUAAUCGCAUUUCGCUGCUUGCUUCUUGCCUUUUGCAUAUAUUAAAUGUGAAUUUAAUCUUUAUGAACACGCAUUUAAAUUACUUACAUAUAGUAUGUAUUAACUUUUUCGUCCAAAAUAACCAAAUUAGCAUUUCACUCGUAAAAAUAAUCUUUUUAAUCUGGAUCGACUGUAUUUACGGAAUUAAUUUGUGGUGUAUCGAGAGAAAAAGAGAGAGAAAGAGAGAGAGAGAGAGUGAGUGAGAGAAAGAAAGAGAGAGAGAGAGAGAGAGAGAGAGAAAGAGAGGAAAAAAAGAAAAAAGGCAGGUGUACACGCAAAUAGUAUCAUAGAUAAAGAAUACAUUUUAAAAAAAUCGCCAAAAAUACGUGACACGAAAGACAAAUUUGAAAAUCACGUAUUUAUCGUUUUCUCACAUCGUAUAAAAUCAUUAGUAAGUUUUACGACAGUAUUUUAAAUUUUUAGAAUGAUAGUAUUUUUAUUAUGUAGAAAGUAAUCGGUUUUUCUUGACUCUUCCGUAUCUUUCACCUAUCUUUGUGAAUCACGUCGCGUAUACACUUUAUAUAUACGUAUGUAUAAUAUAUAUUACAUUAUACACACUGAUCCGAUAGAAAUACCAUAUUAGUGGUCGGUAAUCAGAAACUUGGAGUGAGCAUAAUAGCUAUUAAUUAAUUUUAUUAGUCCUAGUUCAAUAAAUCAAUCUUUGACACGAUUUUCGAUUCUUCUCCGAUUCGGGGAAAAUAUAGUUUUAGAAAUAUCGAUCAUAAUACGAUCUCUCGUAGUCGGCUAGAAUUUAAGCUUGACUAGUGCCUCUAGUUGUAACUCUCUAAUUCAUAAGUAAUAUCGAUAUAGGCCAAAGAAUAUCAAAUAAAUUACCAUUUAUUUACCAAAUAUUGGUCGUUAUCUUGCAAUCAUCCCUAUUAAAUUUUAGAAUGUAUCUCGAACGAAAGAGGGGAAAAAAAUUAAGGGAAAAAAAAGAGAAUAAAAUGCUUGAUCAUCGUUACAAUUGUUCAUAUGCGUUUUAUCGUACAUUUCGAAAUUUUAGCCGAUAUUGCGUCAUUUUAGAGAUAGCAUAAAUAUAAAUUAUAUCAUAUGCGUUAUAAUUUUUUGAUAUCCAUUCCAGAUAGGAAAAUACAAUUUGUGUUCGUAAUUUAUAGAAAAUUAAUAUUUUUAUUCUUUUUAUUUCUUUAAAUGCAUGCUUUUUUGCUACUUGCUUUAUAGCCUUGAAUGCCACUUUAUCAUUUGCGCAAAUUAAAAUCGUAAUUAUAUAUAAAUACUGAAUAUUAAUAUACAUAUGUAUAUAUAUAUAUAUAUUACGAAUUUACUUUAUAUUUAUACAGACAGAUUGAUGAACGAAGGGCAAGGAUAAAAGAAAAAUUCCAUCCUCUUUUUUUUUUUUUUUGAAACUGUAUAUUAAUUACAUCGUUACUGUAUAUUAUAUAUAUUCUUCUUCUGUUAAUAGUCUAUUAAUGACGCUGUACCUAUCGUACAGCUAUCGUUUAUCGCGCUUCGCACAUGAAUCCCUCGACAGGCCUUCUUUCUUGAGAAUUCAAUGAACUCUUCAGCUCGUCGAUAAACAGCGAAAACGACUGAAUCGAAUUUGAGCUACUUCAGUCUUGUCGAACGCGAGAACUUGUUAAGAAAACAGUAAAAAAAAAAAAAAAAAAAAAAAAAAAAAGGAACUUGUAAAAGACACGCGAUGAUAGCGUAA
This is a messenger RNA of Apis laboriosa (Himalayan honeybee), 5999 nucleotides long. It is a transcript of the gene Adar, whose product is annotated as double-stranded RNA-specific editase Adar. Gene Ontology annotation, cellular component: nucleolus; cytoplasm. Gene Ontology annotation, biological process: adenosine to inosine editing; RNA processing. The record is from RefSeq and is a predicted model, not a curated record. Bases 332 to 2614 code for a protein of 760 amino acids. Gene Ontology annotation, molecular function: tRNA-specific adenosine deaminase activity; double-stranded RNA adenosine deaminase activity; double-stranded RNA binding. NCBI's taxonomy places the organism in Eukaryota, Metazoa, Arthropoda, Insecta, Hymenoptera, Apidae. The transcript is spliced from 6 exons.